Messenger RNA from Helicoverpa armigera (cotton bollworm), 2020 nucleotides. RefSeq lists its product as uncharacterized. Bases 233 to 2011 code for a protein of 592 amino acids. The record is from RefSeq and is a predicted model, not a curated record. The transcript has 4 exons. NCBI's taxonomy places the organism in Eukaryota, Metazoa, Arthropoda, Insecta, Lepidoptera, Noctuidae. Gene Ontology annotation, cellular component: plasma membrane. Gene Ontology annotation, biological process: apoptotic process involved in development; phosphatidylserine exposure on apoptotic cell surface; engulfment of apoptotic cell.
AUCUUAUCAUUAUCAAUGGGCGUGGGGAAUACGAAUAGGCACAACACAUUGCUUUAUGUACAAUUGUUUCAAGCAAAAUAGUUAAAUUUCUUUCUUUCGUACACCGUAAUUAUGAAAAGUGCAGUUACUGGGAAAAAGGCAUCAUGAGUGUAGUGAAAUAAAUAAAUAUAUCCUUUGGAUAAUGUUGCUAAGUAAAGAUAAUACCUGUAGUUGCUAAUACCUGUAGUACAAAAUGGUAACUUGUGAAUUGGACAAAGAAGUGUCAGGAGAGGUUCUGGGAUGGAAGUUGCCGGCUUGGCAAGCACUCCUGUUGCAUCGAGUGCUGCCCUCCUGCGGAGGACUCGUACUUUACAUUAUCCUCAUCUGCUAUGAUUUAACACUUAUUACCGAACAUUUCACCAAUGGCAGUGAAGGAGUAGGAGUAUUUUGCACAAUCCUCGUCGUGUCACCAUCGCUGAUAUCGUUAGUAUUCACAUUGGCGUCGCCUCCGCCUGGCUUCCAGACUGACCUGUCGGCAUUUUCUGUGACCAUAGAGAAGAAUGAUAUACGAUGGCUCGUUAUGCAGUUUGUGAAUGCUAUUUUCUUUCCCAUUGCUGCGAUUGGAAGAUACUGCUACCUUAUAUUUUGGUGGGUUGAAGCUGUAUGUGCGUCGCGGAGUGACGAUAAAGAAAGAACGCAGGAAGCUAUUCAGUUGGCUCGUGCACCAUCACCCGUAGAGCUGUACCUGUUUCUCCAGGCCUUCAUCCACUCCGCCCCACAUGCUGUCGUCAAUAUCCUUGACUUGAUGAGACGCUACUCUGACUUGACUUUCGACAAAGUUUCAGUACAAGCCGUAAGCAUUAUCGUGUCGUCUCUCCGAAUGGCCAGCACAGCCACAAUGUACAGAAGGUUUGAAAGAGAAAAGUUAAAUGGACGGAAAUACCCUUGGGGAAAAAUGUCUGAACCACUACUAGAAGAGAAUAAUGCCAACAACAAUGAUGAAACUGAAGCUGACAAAACAAAUGCAGUCAACGAAGAACCAAUUUACGAAUCGGUAUCCAAAAAGGAUUCUAUUAUUUCCGAUAGUUCGAUUUACAUUAGGUCAAAUCGUAACACUAACAGUGAUUUAAUACAGUUUUCUCCGAGAAGUACCGUUGUUAUGAAUUCUGGAUUUUUCGAUAAUGAAGUUUUAACUGACUCAGAUACUAGCUCGGACUAUUUGCCGCCUAAAAGAGAAAAUACUAGUUUGCAAGAAUUUAGCAGUGACGAGGAAUAUGAAAGACCUAAAACUAUCAUUGAUAGAGUAGCUCCAAGACGUAAUACUGAGUAUAAUGUAGAAAAAGUUGAAAUUGUUCCACCGCCUGUGAUGAUAGCACCGAGACCGAUGUCUUUUGCGGUGUGGGCUGAGAAGAUGGUUGAAAAUGCCGAGUCUAUACCCACUUGGCUAUCAGCUCCGCCGAGAAGAAAGUACUGCGAUGAAGUAGUUCAAGAUGAGCCAGAUAUUCCGCGACGUGUGCCUAGAUCCUAUAUGCGAGGUCUUGAACCACAGGACGCUACAGCAGCUUUUAUACAUUUUCUGGGAUGGUACGGAUUUUUCAUAAGUCGGCUGCUCUCAAUUGCGUGUUUCAUAGACUUUUUUCCGGUCCUCGCGAUUAUAAUUCUGUUUUCUCACUACCAAGCAAUGUUAUUGUUUCUAAUAGUGCCUCAAGCGAGUACGGUGAAGAGAGGAUUCUACGUGUUCCUCGCAUUCAUAUACAUAUUUUGUCUGAUGGAGUUUAAGAUACGUUUCCGGCACGUGCGUGUGUGGCAUGUGUUCUGGAUUAUAGUGUGCACUAUAGAGACCGUUGUAUUCACUGGCCUCUGGGCCUCCAUAGACAACAAUAUGCACGAGUGGUGGAGACUUUUCCUCGUAAAAGUAAUAGUUAUAAGUCUUAUUUUAAGUUAUAUAUGUUUCCUUUUCUAUUUUAUACUGUUACAGCCCAGAGAAACAAUUGUUUAUGUUAAUAAUAAUAAAAAAAGUGAUAAACGGUAGCACUCGUUG